UGCUGCCUUGACUCAUCUGAUCCGGUAUCACAAUGAGGGUGACGACUUCCUGUGUCCAAUUCUGAACCGGGGACGGAUCAUGGUGCCACUACAACGAGCCUGAAACACGACGGCAAAUCUUACAGUGGAAACAUUCGGAUUCACCACCACCAAAGAAAGCAAAGGUCGUCAUUUCCGCCGGAAAGUUGGUGUUGACUUUUUUUCGAUCGUCAGGGCCAUUACUGAUCGAAUUUGCUAAACCUAGAGAGACUAUCAAUCGUUUCCGAUAUUGUGCAACGCCGGGAUCGGCUGCGUGUCGCAAUCAAACAAACGACUUGGAAAAUUGACGAAUUGGGUCAUCUUGCUCCACGACAAUGCCCAUGCCCACGUCGCUGUGGUGGUUAACACAAAACUGGCAAAGUUCAAGUGGGAAAUGCUGCAACAUCCGCCAUGCAGCCCAAACCUGUCGCCUUGCGACUUCCACAUUUUGGUGUAAUUGACAAAAAAAAAACAGCUCAAGGGCACUAGAUUCGUGUCACACGGGGACGUGAAAGAGUCAGUUACAGAAUUUUUGAAGCAGCAACUCAAGGUGCUUUAUGAGACGUAAAUCAUGCGACUCGUUAAUCAGUAGGAAAAAUGUAUAAAUGCUCAUGGAGACUACUUUAUUUUUAAAUAAAGUACCUCCUUUGUCCUAUAUUCGCAUUUGCUCGCUUUCAUUUGACUCGCCCUCGUAUAUUUUGUAGAACUCCUGCUUUAUAUUUCUGCUCUCUAUGGCGACUAUAAUUUCGAUGCAAUUACUCAUGAUACGCGAAUUUUUGGGACAUACGAGUAUAUUCUUUUAUAAACAUACAUAUUUUACGUGUCCUGACGGUGCGUAGCGCUUAAGAAUUCGUUUGCAGCAUCUUUGGCAAAGGCAAGCAGUUGUUAUUCAUGUAUUUGAUCCCUUGACAGAUUCUGUGAGGAGGAGGCCGAGCUGCAACGUGAGACCCCCCUCCCACCUUGAACGAAAUUUCUGGCUACGCCACUGCCCACUACUGCUGGACAGACUACAGUUCUACGAUUUUCUGAGCAGCAGCGCCAUGGUGGUGCGCCAGACUGGCCUGGUGCUGUGGCGGACUUUGUACGUUCAGGCGCUGCGUCGCCACUGGUUUGCCACGCUGUUCGAGCUGCUUCUCGUCACGCUGUGCUUCGUGCAGCUGCGAGACCACACGCGCCCAAAGGCAGUGGUUGGUGGUCGGCAGGCUUUCAACCCGCCGGUCGCGUACGCCCCCCGCCCGCUGAAAGAGAUCGUGGCCGACGGUGCGCACACCGGUGGACCCACCGUCUGCUACGGGCCCAGCACCGAGUCUGCGGAGCGCCUCAUGGACGCCGCCUACCCAAGGCGCGAACGACGCGAUUCAGAAAAAGGUGUGUCCCAUGGGGCGUUCCCGCCAUAGCAGGCCUUCCUGCGUCGUCAUCAGCUAGAUGCAGGCCGACGUUACCUUUAGAAAUAAAUAUGUACCAGAAGAAAACGCCCAUAAGAGGUGCU
Dermacentor andersoni is the source of this 1507-nucleotide messenger RNA. The record is from RefSeq and is a predicted model, not a curated record. Lineage: Eukaryota; Metazoa; Arthropoda; Arachnida; Ixodida; Ixodidae.